Molecule: messenger RNA, 2207 nt
Organism: Malus domestica (apple)
Lineage: Eukaryota; Viridiplantae; Streptophyta; Magnoliopsida; Rosales; Rosaceae
Product: chaperonin CPN60-2, mitochondrial
Biological process (GO): protein refolding
Cellular component (GO): mitochondrion; cytosol
Molecular function (GO): ATP-dependent protein folding chaperone; ATP binding
Source: RefSeq, a predicted model, not a curated record
CUGCUGCACAUUUUACUCUCCUGCUCUCUCCCUCUCUCUCUCUCUCUCUCUCUCUCUCUCUCACCUCGCCUUUUCCUGAUUGCCCACCUUCUUUCUCUCUCUAAGGUGCUCUGCAACUUCAUCAAUCAUGUAUCGCUUCGCCACUAACCUUGCCUCCAAAGCCAGGUUGGCUAGGAACAGUUCUCAACAGAUUGGCAGUAAAUUGAUUUCGAGAAGGAACUAUGCAGCGAAAGAAAUCAGAUUCGGUGUUGAAGCCCGGGCCGGGAUGCUUAGGGGUGUGGAAGAGCUCGCUGAUGCUGUCAAAGUCACAAUGGGGCCGAAAGGGCGCAAUGUUGUUCUGGAACAAAGCUUUGGUGCCCCUAAAGUGACAAAGGAUGGUGUCACUGUAGCAAAGAGUAUUGAGUUCAAAGAUAAAGUGAAGAACAUUGGUGCUAGUCUUGUAAAGCAGGUCGCCAAUGCUACAAACGAUGCAGCAGGAGAUGGUACCACUUGUGCUACAGUCCUUACUCGUGCUAUAUUUACUGAAGGAUGCAAGUCAGUGGCGGCUGGAAUGAAUGCUAUGGACCUAAGACGAGGCAUUUCAAUGGCAGUUGAUUCUGUUGUUGCAAACUUGAAGAGUAGAGCUAGGAUGAUCAGCACAUCUGAAGAAAUAGCUCAGGUUGGUACAAUAUCAGCAAACGGAGAGAGAGAAAUUGGUGAGCUCAUAGCUAAAGCUAUGGAGAAAGUUGGCAAAGAGGGUGUUAUUACCAUUUCUGAUGGAAAAACACUGUAUAAUGAAUUGGAGGUCGUUGAAGGAAUGAAGCUGGAUAGGGGCUACAUAUCCCCCUACUUCAUCACCAAUCCAAAGAACCAAAAAUGUGAAUUAGAAGAUCCACUCGUCCUAAUCCAUGAGAAGAAACUCUCAAAUUUAAAUUCUAUAGUUAAAAUAUUAGAGCUGGCCUUGCAGAAACAAAGACCUCUUGUAAUUGUUGCUGAAGAUGUGGAAAGUGAAGCACUUGCAACGCUCAUUAUAAACAAGCUUCGUGCUGGAAUUAAGGUUUGUGCAAUUAAAGCCCCUGGAUUUGGAGAAAACAGGAAGGCAAAUUUGCAGGACCUAGCUGUUCUUACGGGAGCCCAGGUAAUAACUGAGGAGCUUGGUCUGAACAUCGAAAAAGUGGGAAUAGAAACACUGGGAACAUGCAAAAGGAUUACGGUAUCAAAAGAUGACACAGUCAUUCUUGAUGGGGCUGGUGACAAGAAAGCCAUUGAAGAAAGAUGUGAACAGCUGAGAUCAUCAAUUGAAUUGAGCACUUCUGAUUAUGACAAAGAGAAGUUACAAGAGCGCCUUGCAAAGCUUUCUGGUGGUGUUGCCGUCUUAAAGAUUGGUGGAGCUAGCGAAGCGGAAGUUAGUGAAAAGAAGGAUAGAGUAACUGAUGCUCUAAACGCUACCAAGGCUGCUGUAGAGGAAGGAAUUGUAGCCGGUGGUGGUGCCGCCCUUCUAUAUGCCGCCCUUCUAUAUGCCUCAAAAGAGCUGGACAAGCUGGUGACUGCGAACUUUGAUCAAAAGAUCGGUGUUCAAAUAAUUCAGAAUGCUCUAAAGAUGCCUGUAUCCACAAUCGCUUCUAAUGCUGGAGUCGAGGGGGCUGUUGUCGUUGGCAAACUACUAGAGCAGGACAAUCCUGACCUUGGAUACGAUGCAGCUAAAGGUGAAUAUGUUGACAUGAUAAAGGCAGGGAUCAUCGACCCAUUGAAAGUCAUUAGAACCGCCUUGGUGGAUGCUGCAAGUGUUUCCUCGUUGAUGACCACUACCGAGGCAGUUGUGGUCGAGCUUCCGAAGGACGAGAAGGAAACCCCUGCAAUGGGAGGAGGCAUGGGAGGCAUGGGAGGCAUGGAUUACUAGAUGUUGUAUCGGCAUGCUGAAUUUACUGGAGGCUGUCUUCUUCGGCUCUAACCUUCCUCGUGUCGUUUAUCCUAAUUUGAAACUGAGUUCUCCAAUUUCACAAUUUUAUAGCUUUUUCCUUUUGAAUGGUAUUGGAGGCUGAACAUGAAUGUAAUCAUAGUGAGGGAUUGACUGUGCAGUAGCAUUUUACACCGUUUGUAGUCUCUGGUGGGUAUUUAUUUCUCAUUUGACAAAGGAUUUUAUUUUCAUCUGCAACUUUGUUAGUGUUAAUUGUGAGAGAAAAAAAUUUGAUAAUAAAAGUACGUAUGAAUGUGUGGUUAGUGUCGUA